CAAGGAUGUUUGCCGUGGACCUCGAGUUUGCUGCCGACAAGAUCGAGCUCUGCCUCGACUUUGAUGGCGCCGUCCUCGUCGAUGAUGACGACGUCAAUGACGCACCACAUGACGUACCCUCGGGUAGCAACUUCGGUGACGACACGCUCGCACGCGCGAUCGAGCGGCUCAAGCUCUUGGAUGCGUCUUCUCUCGCGGCGCUGCUGCAUCGCAUGGACCAGCUGGAGACUGCCGUCUCAGCCUCGACGCGCCAGCUUGCCACGCAGGAGUCGGAGACGCGCCAUCUUCGCCAGUUGUAUCACAGUGCGAUCCAAGAGAAUGAGCGUUUGGCGCAGCAGCAAGCGCAGCCCGUAGUCAUGGCGCAACCUACAUCGCUGCAGAGCUCGCUCCAAGAAGUGAUGGAGAUGGACCUCAAGGUGCAUGCGCUGGCCAAGGAGAAGGACCAGCUCGUCUCGGAAAACCAACGUGUGACGUCGCUCUGCGCGCAGUUCCAGCAAGAGGUCAUGUGGAAGACACUCGAUCUCUCGGACAAUCAGCGCAGUCUCCAGCGACUCGAGUGGCAGCUCGCGUCCGAGAAGACCAAAGUCGACGACAAAACACAAGAGAUUGCCGACAUGCGGGCCAAGGUCGCCGCCCUCGAAGACCAAACCGCGACGCUCCUCAAGCACAAGAAGGUGCUCAUCACCGAAGUCAAGUCGCUGCAAAAGUAUUCGCAUGUCAAUGUCACGGCGCUCGCCCAAGAUGCACACGAAGCGCGCAUGGUGCAAAAGAGUCUCGCCGAGAAGCUUGCGAGUGUGCAGCACGAGCGGGAUGCGCUCCAGGCGUCGCUGCAAGCACUGCCAUCGCCCGUCCAUGCUAGUCUCGUUGCUGUGGACAAGGCUACCUUGCCAUAGCACAAUAAUGGCGCAGUGUGCUGAUCGACAUGUACUAUCCUCUUCCAUGAGCAAACGGGCGUGGCCAUGCGGUGCCAUUACAUCGGGCAUGGCCCACGAGGAGGAAGUGCUCGCACCUAUGGUCGUCAUUCACGUCGCGUUGCGCAGCCGCUAGCGAGGCCUCUUGGCUGCAUCGUCCGGGCGCUUCAUCAUGCACCGAGCCUGAUGGGAUGGCUGCCGCUCCUCUCGCGACGCUUCCGGACCACAACCCUGAAUGGUUUCGGCAAAAUUAUAAUCCAUGCGUAGAAUCUUCUUACAAACAUCAAGUUAUAAAAUAAAAAAGAGCACGGCACGGCCCCA
This is a messenger RNA of Saprolegnia diclina VS20, 1232 nucleotides long. RefSeq lists its product as hypothetical. NCBI's taxonomy places the organism in Eukaryota, Oomycota, Saprolegniomycetes, Saprolegniales, Saprolegniaceae. The record is from RefSeq and is a predicted model, not a curated record. The transcript has 5 exons. Bases 6 to 893 code for a protein of 295 amino acids.